This is a messenger RNA of Mirounga angustirostris (Northern elephant seal), 1851 nucleotides long. It is a transcript of the gene SELENOV, whose product is annotated as selenoprotein V. NCBI's taxonomy places the organism in Eukaryota, Metazoa, Chordata, Mammalia, Carnivora, Phocidae. Gene Ontology annotation, biological process: response to selenium ion. The transcript has 5 exons. The record is from RefSeq and is a predicted model, not a curated record. The coding region runs from base 332 to 1819 and encodes 495 amino acids.
ACAGCAGGUACUCAAGAAAUAUAUACUGAACGGAUGAAUGUUUAGCGACAGUGAGGAGAACACUGGAGCAAUCUCUGUGUUCCUUACCCUGGAGGUGGGGUUUAGGGAUGGGAAUUUUUAGGUGAGAUCUAGAGGUCCCUCCCGCCUGGUGCCUGGUCCUGAGCAAUAGAACCUACGCACCGGGUGGAACACGAUGUCACAGUGCCCCCUUGUGGUCGUGUCCCAUUUUAGAACCCUGGUGUGGGUGAGGCUCUCCCCGCUCAAGGAAGGAGCACCGGGCAGGAUCCCACCCCCCACCCCCGUUAUCCCGGGGGGCCCCCCUGCCCCCACCAUGAACAACCAGGCGAGGGCUCCUUCCCCAGCCCGGAUUUCGACCUUGGUCCGGGCUUCAACCCCAGUCAGGACCUUGACUUCGGCCCGGACCCCAAAAGCCGUCCAGAUCCUGACCCCCGCCCGGACCCCGACUCCCGUCCCCACCCGGGCCUGGACCCCGACUCCCGUCCGGGCCCCAGCCUCAGCCUGGGCCCCCACUGCCGUCCAGACCCCGGCGGGAACCCUGGCUCCCGUCCCGACCCUGGCCCGGACACCGACUCGCAUCCAGACCCUGACCUCCGCCCGGACCCCGGCUCCUGCCCAGACCCGGGCCUCAGCUCGGACCCCCACUCCCAUCCAGACCCCGGCCUCGGCCUGGACCCACACUCCCAUCCAGACCCCGGCCCGAGCCCCGGCUCCCGUCCCGACCCUGGCCCGGACCCCGACUCGCAUCCAGACCCUGACCUCCGCCCGGACCCCCACUCCCGUCCAGACCCCGGCCUGGACCCCCACUCCUGUCCAGACCCAGGCCUUGGCCUGGACCCCGAAUCCUAGCCAGACCCUGGCCCGGAUCCUGAAUCCAGUCCAGAUGCUGACCCCGGCCCGAACCCCGACUCCCAUCCCGACCCCGGCCUCCGCCCGGACCCCCACUCCCGUCCAGACCCUGGCCUCGGCCUGGACCCCCACUCCCAUCCAGACCCCAACCCCGGUCUGGACCCGGACUCCCGUCCGGACUCUGACCCGGAUCCGGACCCCGACUCCUGCACGGAUGCUGACCCGGGUCCAGACCCCUAUUCCAGCCCGGAUGCCUACUCCAAUCUGGACCGUGCCUCCGGCCCCGGCCCCAACUCCAGUUCCAUCCCGGGUUGGGAUCGAGAUCACAGCCGCGGUCCCUGCCUCGGAAUCCUUCCCGGACUCAGUCCUGCCUUUGGAUCCACACCCAGAACCCGCUUUGGAGGAGCCCGCUUUGUCACCUGACAAGGAUCUUUCGCCCAAGCCGAGCGUGAAGCACUUCCCAUCCGUCGCCAGUGGAUUCGGGUCCAAGCAAGAGUCCAUUCUUGUCCACACUCCAUCGGCCACUGAUUUCCUGGGGCUCACCCUUGGCUCCACCUCGAGGGCAGACUCCUCGGCCGCGAAGUUGACAGAUUCCACUCCCAAGUUUGUUCUGGUGCCCAUCCUGGGUCCCGACCCGCUCGCCCCCACCUUACCCGAGUCCACCAACACUUUCACUCCCACCAUUGAGAGCUUCCCGAUGGACAGCAAAAUCGUGAUUCGAGUGAUCUACUGCUAUGGCCUUCGGUUCAUUCUACUGAGAAAGAGUCUGGAGCAGCAAUUUCCAAAUCGACUUCUCUUUCAGGAGGAAAGAGCUGCCCAGGCUACAGGGGAGUUUGAAGUGUUUGUGGAUGGGAAACUGGUCCAUUCAAAGAAGAAAGGUGAUGGCUUUGUGGAUGAGGCCAGGCUGCAGAAAAUUAUGAGCAUUAUCGAGGAGGAGAUCAGCAAAAGGUAGCAGGCAACUGGCUGGAGGUGAGAUGAGGGAGG